Fusarium mangiferae is the source of this 1566-nucleotide messenger RNA. RefSeq lists its product as uncharacterized. NCBI's taxonomy places the organism in Eukaryota, Fungi, Ascomycota, Sordariomycetes, Hypocreales, Nectriaceae. Gene Ontology annotation, biological process: cellular response to biotic stimulus. The coding region runs from base 1 to 1566 and encodes 521 amino acids. The transcript has 3 exons. The record is from RefSeq and is a predicted model, not a curated record.
AUGGCAGAGAAAUCAGGCGUCACCGGCGCCGACUUCGAGUUUGUUAAAACUCCUCCUUAUCCCAAGCCCGACUUUGACAAGCUUGAGGAUGUUGGUGUUCCAACUACCAGGUACCCUGCCAUCAAGAACGCCCCUCUCCCUGCCGAUGGCUCUGGUGCCGAUACCUUCAACAACUAUGUCCUCAUCUCCAUCUUGGUCCUUGUCCCUUGGUUCCUCAGCCGAAAGGUUGGUGGUGGAUUCAAGACCACCAUCUUCUUCGCCCUCAUCGUCGAUCUUCCCCUGCUUGCCGCUUGGUGGCUUGUAAUCUCCUCCAUCAGCCCUCGCAAGAAUGAGAAGGUUCGCCUUCCCAACCGUGGUGUCGAGCACUACCUCGAGUUCAAGAAGGAGGCCGACCGCCUCAAGUACCGUGGCAGCAACAAGAUCCCCAUGGAGACCUUCCACGAGAUGUACUUCGAUGGUGAUGUUGAUUUCAAGGGUGACUGUCUCGAGGUCAUGGAGUACCGUCACGACUGGGCCAGCUUCCGCUUCACCAUUGGCCUCAUCAAGUUCUUCCUCUUUGGCAUGAUUCCUGAGGUUAUCAUGCACACUCGUUCUCAGGACGAGGAGCAGGUCCGUGACCACUACGACCGUGGUGAUGACUUCUACGGCUGGUUCCUUGGUCCCCGCAUGAUCUACACUUCUGGUAUCAUCUCCGACAUCAACCGCGAGGAGACUCUUGAGGAGCUCCAGGACAACAAGCUUACUGUCGUUUGCGAGAAGAUUGGCCUCAACAAGGGUGACUCUAUGCUUGAUAUUGGCUGUGGUUGGGGUACUCUUGCUCGCUUUGCCAGUGAGCAGUAUGGCGCCCACGUCACCGGUGUCACUCUUGGCCGCAACCAGACCGCUUGGGGUAACAGCAGCAUGCGCAAGGCCGGCAUCCCCGAGGAGCAGAGCAAGAUUCUCUGCAUGGAUUACCGUGAUAUUCCCGUUCCCGAGGGUGGCUACAAGAAGAUCACCAGUCUUGAGAUGUCUGAGCACGUUGGUAUCCGCCACUUCGGCAGCUUCUUGAAGCAGGUUCACGACAUGCUUGACGAUGAUGGUGUCUUCUUCCUUCAGUACGCUGGUCUCCGUAAGGCUUGGCAAUACGAGGAUUUCACCUGGGGUCUUUUCAUGAACAAGUACAUUUUCCCUGGUGCUGACGCUUCUACUCCUCUCGGAUGGGUUGUCGACAAGCUGGAGGGUACCGGUUUCGAGAUCAAGCACAUUGAUACCAUCGGUGUUCACUACUCUGCUACCCUCUGGAGGUGGUACCGCAACUGGAUGUCCAACCGCGACAAGGUUGAGGCCAAGUACGGCAAGCGAUGGUUCCGUAUCUGGGAGUACUUCCUGGCCUACUCCACCAUUAUCUCUCGCCAGGGCAGUGCUACUUGCUUCCAGAUCACCCUGGUCAAGAACAUCAACUCCACCCACCGAGUUGAGGGUAUUGAGACCCAGUUCGCCAUCACCGGAGCUCUUGACAACUGCCGCGCUGAUCUCCAGUCGUGGGCUUCCAGAAACAACGUCAAGACUCCCUCCGAGUACCUGUAG